AAUAAAGCUAGCACGAGCCGCAUAAACUCACGCUUGCUUCCUGAAGGAAUUUCAUACGCAUUUAAUUAUUCGGUGCCCAUUAUUUUUCUUUUUCGUUUUGUUUUUUAUUAUCGAGCAUCGCUUUCUCUGGCUACUCCCCAAAAUAAAACCCUAGCUUUCGCCCCUAACACCUAAAUUUCAAAAUCGGACGAGAAUGUCGACAGCGGAAGAAGGCGAAGCAGCCGCUAACGCCACCACAUCUUCGUACGGUGGGGGAGGAGCCGGAGGGAAGUUCCGGAAGAAGCCUUUUCGCCAACAGGCGACUCCUUACGACCGACCCCCCACCGCCCUUCGUGGUAACAACACUAAUAGCGACGAUAGUAGCAGCUGGUGGACGAAGCUAUUGGAGCCCGCCUCUAAGGCCAUAUCAUAUGGCGCGGACCGCUUCUUCGGUUCUGUCUUUCGUAGGCGCCUCCCUCCUCCGCCCCCUCCUCAGCCACCAGAGUCAAAUGUUCAAGAGAGUGGCGGGGAUCAAGGGACAGGUUUUAAUAGUCAGAGAGGUGAACAAGAGCCCAAAAGUGGUCAGUGCAGUCAGCCAAUAAAUAGUUCUAGCAGCAAUGGCGUCACUGAGCUUGAGCAUUUGUUGAAGCAAAAGACCUUCACUAGGGCUGAGAUUGCCCAUCUGGCAGAACUUUUGCAAUCACGAGCUGCAGAAGUGUCUCCUGGGGAUGCAAGCCGAAUCAAUGUAGUGUCUGCUUUGGAUUCUGGCAGGCAAAAAGAAUUUGCAAGCGGCAUAUCGGAAGGAAACAUAAAUGAUGGGAUCAGAUCUUCUGCCUUAAUGCUUACUCCUAUUCACAAUUCAAAAGUGCUUGAGAAUGAUAUUGCUUCUCCUGCUGAACUUGCUAAGGCUUACAUGGGAAGUAGGCCUUCACAAGUUUCUCCAUCCUUGUUGGGACUGCGCAACCAACUUGGUAAGGAGGGCACAGGGUUGCUUGCUGAUACAGUGAAUUCCUCUAAGUCGCCUAUUAUGUCACUUGCUAAGAGAAGUUCUGUCAGCAUGAGUGCUUCAGAAAAUGGUUUUAUAACCCCACGAUCUCGAGGCAGGUCAGCUAACUACACCAUGGCUCGCACCCCAUAUUCCAGAGUUCAUCCAACUUCCACACUGAAGGGAAGUGUAAUCAACAGUAGUGGUUUUGCUGGGCCUUCAACAUCAUCUGCAUCUCUUUCUCUACUGGAGAAUGAUGGAAAUUUUGACUCUCGGCUGGGAACCUUAAAGCGUAGAAGUUCAGCCUUGGAUGAUGAAAUUGGCUCUGUUGGUCCUAUGCGCAGAAUCAGACAGAAACCCAAUUUAUUGGCAUCUAAAUUUCAUCACACUACUCAUGGAGUGGGAGUUGGCUCUCAUGCAAAGCAGAAGCCUCAAAUGAAUGGGGAAGAAAGAAAUAAGGUCUUGAAAAAUAGUGGAGAAAAUGAGACUGAGAGUGUCCCAAGUACCAGUUAUGCUCAUGUUCCUUCCAAGUCUAAAGAAGUUGCUGCAAAAAUAUUGCAGCAACUUGAAAAGAUCAGCCCAAAGGAAAAAUCGCCAGAGUCAAAGUUACCAGCAAUGCAGGAGAACUCACCUUCAAAGUUGAUCUUAAGUAGGUUCCCCGGACGGGCUCUUGGGAGCAUGGAUGAUGUGGGUUCUUCAAAGUUGAUAUUGAAUGUACAUGAUGAUCUUAAGUCUGGGAAUCAGACCAAUGACACACUGCCUGAUGUUCACGAGUCUUCUCCCCAAAAGCAUGGGAAAGCAGAAAGGAAUAACCCCAAUGGUUCCUUUAUUCCUUCUGGCAGAUGGACUCCGGUACUGAACAAUGAUUCUGCAGUGUCUUUGAAAGCUUCUACUCCUGGCCUUGGAGCUGGUGCUUCUGUUGUGAAGAAUGGAGCACCCCAACCUCAAAAGAAGAGAGCUUUUAGGAUGAGUGCAGAAGAGGAUCCCUUGGAGCUUGCUGAUGUAGAGUGCAAUGGACUUGCAUCUAGAUCUUUAUCUGAGACAAAUGGACCUUUUGAGUACUCGCACACCAAACUUGCUAGAGAAUCCAACACCACUUUCCAGUCUGAAGAUAAGUCCUCUAUGGGCCUUACAUCCGGGGCAUUUACAUUUGGAAAAGGGACUAGUGUCAUUGCCAUCCCUGCAUCAGCAGAAGGAACAAGAGCUGCUUCACCGUCUCAAAUUUUUCCUUCAUCAGAUCCUGCAUUGGAUAAACCUAAGGAAGCGAAUAGUUCUCAUUUGUUCAGCUUCAGCUCUAAAGCUGCUAAUAAUUCUCCUUCAUUGCCAUCCGAAUCUACCAUAAUGGCUCAAUCUGAACCUGAAAGAUCCAGCAGCUUGGCUGAUAUCUCGACAUCAGUUGUCUCUGAAGUCAGAACUCCCAAUUCGGAGACAGGAUUUCAUAUGAAGCCUGUAAAGGCGGUAGAUGCUAAUGGAAAAUGUGAUGAUGGUUCUUCUGCGGCAUUAAAUGGGCCACUUGUUUCAGGAUCUUCUCCAGUCUCAUUUCCUGCAGCUUGUUCUAGUGAUAUGCAUCGGACAUCCAUGGGUAGUGCUCCUCUGUUUACCUCUUCGACCAGCACUACUAACUUUCUCCCCACAGGCAGCAGCACCAACGCAGCAAUUCCCUCUAGUGGCAACAUUUUUGGUGGGGCAGCGAAAUCUUCAAGUUCAGGUGGACCUGUUUUCAAAUUUGGUUCCGCCGUAGAUCCACCUACGGUGUCAGCAGCACCAACAGCUAGCAUCUCCGAAAGAGCAGACCAGAGACCCAAAAUAAAUCCAAGUUCUGUCAGCUCAAGUAGCGCAUAUUCUACUGUUGCAGCAGCAGCAGCCAGCUCUGGCAAUAGCAUCUUCAAGUUUGGUUCUUUCAGUAAUUCAACUGGAAACAGUCUUCAGACUUCCAUCUUUGCUAGUGCCACUAAAUCUCCACUUUUUGGUGCUGGUACCAUCUCACAAGGCACAUUGGCCGAGUCAGUUCCGGCUGCAUCAGUUCCAGCACUUGAUAUGAAUACUGCCUCUUCUCUUGGUUCAAUGCCCACUCCGAGCUUCAGUUCUGGUUUUAGUUCUUCAACUUCCACAUCAGAGACCACCUCUCUUGUCCCUGCUGGUGGGCCAACAUCGAGUUUACUCAAAUUUGGUGCGACUGCGGCUGCUGUUAGCUCCAGUGCUAGUGCUGCUACUAGCGCAUUUGGUUUUGGUUCAAGUUCAUUUUCUUCAACCGCUACAGCCUGUUCCAGUGGUGGUUCCACAACACCAGUAUUUGGUUUUGUUGGUACCUCAGCUUCUUCUGCACCAAUUAAUACAACUAGCUCUUUCAGCAGUGGCUCAUCUGGUAUAUUCAAUUUUGAUGGGAGUUCUUCGGCUUCCUCCUCCACAUCCAACUCAGUUAGCUCCAUCAGUGCGCCUUCCAAUGUCUUUGGUGGUUGGCAAAGCCAGAAAUCCCCAUUAUUUGGUUCUCCAUCCCCAUCCGCGGGAUUUUCUUUCUCUGCUUCUGCAAAUGCUGCGCUACCCAUGGCUUUCAAUUCAUCCACUGGUGCCUCAUCUGGCCCUGUUUUCUCAUUCAAUACUGCAUCUGCUUCCCCAUCUCUGCCUAAUACUCAGCCUGUGUUCGGUAAUUCGCCAAUUGGUGGUGGUUUUGCAGCCUCUCCUGGGAAUAACGAUCAGAUGAAUGCAGAAGACAGCAUGGCCGAGGAUCCAGUGCCUUCAUCUGCACCUACUCCUGUAUUUGGUCAACCAGCCGUCUCCCCUUCCCCAUUUGGAUCGGUGGCUCCAUCACAAAACAACCCCUUUGUGUUCAACGGCCAGCAAAAUCAAGUCCCUCUACAGAGCCCAUCUCUCUUCCAGGCAUCAGGCAGUCUAGAAUUCAACGCUGGAGGCAGCUUCUCGUUGGGCAGCACAGGAGGCGAAAAGUCAGGUAGGAAGAUUGUUAAAGUUAGUAGAACCAAGAAUCGAAAGAAGUGAAGAUGUACAAUGGUAUUAAUGGGAUGCCUGUUGGUGUGAGGUUAGUAGUUGGAACGUUAUUAUAUCCAGAGCCAAUAUAAUGAGUCUUUCUACAUGGUGCUGCUUUAUUAUGAUAUUUUUUUUUUCUUCUUAGUAGUUUAGCAAAAUUUUGAUAGGCAAAUAGUUGUCAAUUUUGGACAGUUUGUCUGGUGUUGAUGUGAAGAAGGAUUCGGUUGUACGAAUAGUGGUGGUAAUACUUCAUGUGAUGAGCCGUGUAAUUGUGUACUUGACUUGGCUUCUUGUGUGUACCAUAAUGGAAAAAUCUUCAUUCUCA
This is a messenger RNA of Salvia miltiorrhiza (redroot sage), 4271 nucleotides long. Its product is annotated as nuclear pore complex protein NUP1. The coding region runs from base 194 to 3958 and encodes 1254 amino acids. Lineage: Eukaryota; Viridiplantae; Streptophyta; Magnoliopsida; Lamiales; Lamiaceae. The record is from RefSeq and is a predicted model, not a curated record. Gene Ontology annotation, cellular component: nuclear envelope. The transcript is spliced from 9 exons. Gene Ontology annotation, biological process: poly(A)+ mRNA export from nucleus; nuclear membrane organization.